Molecule: messenger RNA, 879 nt
Organism: Penicillium robsamsonii
Lineage: Eukaryota; Fungi; Ascomycota; Eurotiomycetes; Eurotiales; Aspergillaceae
Product: Rho4-like protein
Exons: 3
Coding region: 1-879 (292 amino acids)
Biological process (GO): small GTPase-mediated signal transduction
Molecular function (GO): GTPase activity; GTP binding
Source: RefSeq, a predicted model, not a curated record
AUGAGUGCUAUGUACGAAGAUCAAUACUAUGCAGCUUCGCGCCGCCGCUCUCUCGCCACCCCUCCUCCGUCUUUGACACCACGUCACAGUCGAGCACGCAGCGACAGUAUCCGAGUCAGCCACGGCACAGCCAGCACCAAUACCAGCGUCUCCAGUGGACGGAUGUCCGAGGCAACCAAUAUCACUCAGCCGCCCUCAUUCUCAAAAAAGUUUGUAGUGGUGGGCGAUGGCGGAUGUGGCAAGACCUGCCUGUUGAUUAGUUAUUCCCAAGGUUACUUCCCAGAGAAAUAUGUCCCCACAGUGUUCGAGAAUUAUAUCACCCAAACAACGCAUCGGGCUUCUGGCAAGACCGUUGAAUUAGCGCUCUGGGAUACUGCUGGACAGGAGGAAUAUGACCGUUUGCGACCACUGUCCUAUCCCGAGACUGAUCUUCUGUUUGUCUGCUUUGCUAUCGACUGCCCCGCAUCAUUGGAGAAUGUUGUUGACAAGUGGUAUCCCGAGGUUCUGCACUUCUGUCCCACCACACCGAUUAUUCUCGUUGGCUUGAAGUCCGACUUGCGCAAUAAGCGAACCUGCAUUGAACUCCUCAAGACACAAGGCCUGACACCCAUUACACCAGAGCAAGGUGAAAAUGUCGCCCAACGGAUGGGAGCAACAUACGCCGAAUGCAGUAGUAAGGAGAUGCGUGGUGUGGACGAAGUCUUCGCCAAGGCCGUUGACUCGGCCAUCUCAAUCGAAGAACAAGGCUGGACAGCCCAGCAACCGGCCGGCCGAAACGGCCGUAAUAACCGCAACAGUCGCACGGGUGCUGCGCCUUCAGGAGGUGGAGGCCCCCGCCCUGGCAAGAAGAUUAAGAAGCGCACUUGCAAGAUUCUGUAG